Molecule: messenger RNA, 1666 nt
Organism: Erigeron canadensis
Lineage: Eukaryota; Viridiplantae; Streptophyta; Magnoliopsida; Asterales; Asteraceae
Product: UDP-glycosyltransferase TURAN
Exons: 16
Coding region: 25-1479 (484 amino acids)
Cellular component (GO): endoplasmic reticulum
Molecular function (GO): mannosyltransferase activity
Source: RefSeq, a predicted model, not a curated record
UAUUAGUUGGUGAAGAAAAAGAAAAUGGAAAUGGUUGGAAAAAAGAAGAAGAAAGGAAGGGGGAGAGCAGCAGUAGUAGUACUUGGUGAUAUUGGUCGCAGCCCUCGUAUGCAGUAUCAUUCCCUUUCUCUUGCUCUUCAGGCAAAUCUUGAGGUCGAUAUCGUUGCAUAUGGAGGAUCUGACCCACAUUCUGCUCUACUGGAAAACCCAUCUAUUCAUAUUCAUACAAUGAGGCAAUGGCCAUCAAAUAAUGGGAUUUUACCGAAAAUAUUUCGUCCAUUUAUGCUUCUGCUAAAGCCGUUGAUUCAGUUUGUAAUGCUUCUUUGGUUUCUUUGUAUUAAAAUAAAGGCCCCGGAUGUGUUUAUAGUGCAGAAUCCACCUUCUGUUCCAACUUUGGUCGCUGUGAAAUGGGCCAGCUGGCUGAGGCAGUCCUCCAUCAUUAUUGAUUGGCAUAACUUUGGAUAUACUUUGCUUGCAUUAUCUCUUGGCAGAAGUAGUCGCUUUGUAGCAGUAUAUCAUUGGGUAGAAUUACAUUUUGGAAAGUUGGCUAAUGGAUCACUAUGUGUCACGAAAGCAAUGCAACAUGAGUUGGAACAAGUUUGGGGAAUCAAAGCAACGGUGUUAUAUGAUCAGCCUCCCGAGUUUUUCCGUCCAGCUCAGCUUGGAGAAAAGCAUAAGUUGUUUUGUAGAAUUAAGAACGAUAUGUUCCAGCCAAACAGUCCUGUAGACUGCAUCAGCUACGGCAUAACUAGUCAUGAUAUGCAAGAUCCAAAUAAAACUCUGUUUACAAAUAAGGUUGAAGAGGAUUAUCACUUGAAGCAGAAUAGACCUGCUCUUAUUGUUAGCAGUACAAGCUGGACUCCAGAUGAGGAUUUUGGCAUUCUUUUGGAAGCAGCAGUGAUGUAUGAUAGACGUGUUGCUGCAUUACUAAAUGAGAAUGAUUCAAAUGGGGAUGAGGUUUUGUGGAAGGCCAUUGAUGAAGGGAAGACAUUUCAAUAUCCAAGGUUAUUAUUUGUUAUCACAGGGAAAGGACCUGAGAAAGGGAAGUACGAAGAGAAGAUAAAGAAACUGAACCUCAAACGUGUAGCUUUCCGUACCAUGUGGCUAUCACCAGGGGAUUACCCAUUGCUUCUUGGAUCGGCUGAUCUUGGUGUAUGCUUGCAUACUUCUUCAUCAGGGCUGGAUCUCCCAAUGAAGGUUGUAGACAUGUUUGGAUGUGGCCUCCCUGUUUGUGCUGUUUCUUAUUCUUGCAUCACAGAGCUUGUAAAAGUAGAUAAGAAUGGCCUACUCUUUUCAUCAUCUUCGGAGCUGGCUGAUGAACUCAUGAUGCUCUUCAAGGAUUUUCCCAAUGAAUGUGAUACUUUAAAAACGUUGAAGAAUGGAGUUCUGGAAAUGGGGUCAUCUGCAAGGUGGGCUACUGAGUGGGAAGCAAAUGCAAAGCCAUUGAUAUCCCAGGUGAUCUCUGGUGAUACAAGUUGAUUUUAUGAGGAUCCGAGAGUGAUGGCACCAAUCUUUUAAGGGUUCCUACCCAAUCCAUAUAGAAGAAAGAACCCACUACUUUUGAAGAGAUUUCAGUUCUUAAUUCGGAAGUUUUAUUACUUGAUAGUAAAUGAAGAUAUGUCAAACCACUUUAUGAUUUUAUAGAAAAUGAAGAUAUGCCGAGCUA